GCCAGACUGAGCAUGGGAAGCAAUAGGAAAUGGAGCUGAAGAGACAAAAUCCUGCGUAACAACAAGAAAAUUUCAAGUUAAAGAAAUGAGUCAAACAUCUUUGAAACAGAAAAAGAAAAAUGAGAAUGGGAUGAGGCAAUCAAAAGAGAGUCUAGAAGGAGAAAAAAGAAAGGAAACUGAAAAGUCGGGAGUUCGGCUAAGCAAUCAGAUGAGGCAUGCAGUCUAUCCGAAUCACCCGCUGAGAUGUUGCCCCAUGCGGGGUCACCCGUCGUGUAGACGCUGCCUUUGUGCAGUUGAGGGAACUAGCCCCUGCCGCACAAUACGUAUUUAUAUUCACGUGUGCCUGUUGUGGGAGCAGGGCCGGCAGAUCACCAUGAUGAGGGGAUCCCAAGAGUCAUUGCAGAAGCCAGACUCUCGAGCAAGUGUUGUACGAAGUCAGUGGUCUAGGACAUCUCGGAGCCCAUCCACCAAACCUCCAUCAGUAGAGGAGUCAAGAAGCAGGAACACCAGUCUUAAGCUCCAAAACAGCUCCACAACCUCCCGAACUUCAUCUACUUCCCCCAGCCAGGAGGACUCUCCACCACCACAGGCUUCGCCAGAACCCUCUCCACCAAUGCCCAAAACGCAGCCAGAGCCAGAAAUGCCUCUCGAAUCGCAGCCUCCCACGCCCCCCGAACCAGAGUCCAGCCAGAGGCGCAAGAAGUACGAUGGCCCCACGCCCCCAGGGUCUGAGACCAGCAGGCGCAAGAAAUACGAUGCUCCCUCACUCCCAGAACCAGAGUCCAGCAUCAGGCGCAAGAAGUAUGAGCCUCCAGAAGCCUGGGCUCAAAGCCUUGGGCGUGAUGUCCGCGAUAACCGGAACUCUCUGGCGCGGGACACACGCAGUGACUCACGAGACUCGCACAUGCAGCCGCGGGAAUAUUCGCGCCCGACUCCCACCGAGUGGAAGGCCUAUUCCCAGCGUCGCCCGCACUACCCUACCUCCAUCCAGAUGGAUCUCGACUGUAUGUCGGAAAUGCAACAGCAGAAGCUGCAGGAGGAAGACGAGAUAGAUGAGGCCUACUGGGCAUCCGUGAAGCUGCUGUACGAGAAAAUCCCCAGUUCCUCGCGCCCACGGCCGGUGAGCAGGCCCCCAGUGCAGCCCAAACCCAAGAACGCCAUCACCAUCGCUGUGUCAUCUCGGGCACUCUUCAACAUGGUGGAUGACAGGAGAAUCUAUGAGGAAGAAGGUCUGGAAAAGUACAUGGAAUAUCAGCUCACUAAUGAGAACGUCAUCCUGACUCCCGGGCCCGCGUUCCGCUUUGUCAAGGCACUGCAGCAUGUCAAUUCUAGACUCCGAGAUCUGUAUCCUGAUGAUCAGGAAUUAUUUGAUAUUGUACUGAUGACUAAUAACCAUGCCCAAGUGGGAGUGCGGCUUAUAAACAGCGUCAAUCACUAUGGCCUACUAAUUGACCGCUUCUGUUUGACUGGUGGAAAAAGUCCCAUUGGCUAUUUGAAGGCAUAUCUUACCAACUUGUAUCUUUCUGCGGAUUCUGAAAAAGUCCAAGAAGCAAUACAAGAAGGUAUUGCCUCUGCAACAAUGUUUGAUGGAGCCAAAGAUAUGUCUUACUGUGACACACAGCUCCGUGUGGCCUUUGAUGGGGAUGCUGUCCUCUUCUCUGAUGAGUCUGAACAAAUUGCCAAAGAGCACGGGCUGGACAAAUUCUUUCAACAUGAAACACUAUUUGAAAAUAAGCCGCUUGCUCAGGGUCCCUUGAAAGGCUUUCUGGAAGACUUAGGCAGACUGCAAAAGAAGUUUUAUGCCAAAGAUGAACGGUUACUUUGUCCUAUCAGGACCUACCUGGUUACAGCCCGAAGUGCAGCCAGCUCAGGUGCCCGGGUGCUGAAGACUCUUCGCCGCUGGGGUCUAGAGAUAGACGAAGCUCUUUUUCUUGCGGGAGCCCCUAAAGGUCCCAUCUUGGUGAAGAUCCGUCCCCACAUCUUCUUUGAUGACCAGAUGUUCCACAUUGAAGGGGCAAAGAAAUUAGGCACCAUCACAGCUCAUGUACCUUAUGGAGUUGGCCAAAAAUACCACACUUAGCGAUGAGGACAAGAAAAAGAACAGUGACAUUCUAGUAUUACAGAGGAAACUUCCUUUGGAUGUUUAGAGUAAUCAGGUAUUUUAGAAGCUUGGACCUAAAAACUAGCUCCUUUUGGAAGUUUCCUCUUCAUGUUCUGGGGCAACAUUUUCAACUAUCAAGUAACCUUCAAGCUACUUCUCUUUGUCAAUGCUGUUGAAUGCCAUUGCAUCUGCCUUUGUGUAAAUCAUGAUGACUCUUUAGGAUAAAUUUUGAAUUUGAAUACUUGAAUGACUAAGGGGCUGUUUCAGAAACUUUCUUAGUUUCACAGAACAAUGCUCAUUUUUGUUCUGUGACAUAGUAUUAUUACCUUCCUUUUCUUUCAUUUUUUGAAUUUGGUACAUAGAAUGAAUUGUUACCCAUCAUCACCUUAGAUUAGUGGUUUUCAAAGGUGGAAAGUGUUUUAAGUAUGCUCUUGAAAAACAAGUUGAAAUGAAAAUGUUACUCUCUACAUGCAUGAGUUUACCAGUUUUGACACUUCAUUUGGAAAUAAAACAGCUGACUAUAUAAGCUUUGUAAGAUAGGGCACUUUGUAAGACAAGUUCUAGACACAGCCUACUGAGAAGGGUUCUUUGAAACUUUCUUGGUGAGUUAAUUGCCUCUGAACUAUAAAACUUCAUAUUCAAAGA
Messenger RNA from Ictidomys tridecemlineatus (thirteen-lined ground squirrel), 2746 nucleotides. NCBI's taxonomy places the organism in Eukaryota, Metazoa, Chordata, Mammalia, Rodentia, Sciuridae. The record is from RefSeq and is a predicted model, not a curated record.